AUGGAGUAUCCGGUUGGAACCGAAGACACUUACGAAUCGAUAGAAAGACACUAUGCUGGUAAAUCAGUUUUCAUUACCGGUGGUACUGGAUUUUUGGGAAAGGUUUUCGUCGAAAAGUUAUUAUUUAGCUGUACGAACUUAAACAAAAUAUUUCUACUGAUACGAGAGAAAAACAAAUCGGACGCUACUGAAAGAAUUAAGCAGUUAUUAGACCUCCCGAUGUUUGAUAGAGUUAGAAAAGACAGACCGGAAAAUCUUGAAAAAAUUGUGGCUUUAUCCGGAGACGUAGGUCUGCCUAACCUUGGUAUGAGAGAAGAAGACGAACAAAUGUUGAUAGAAAAGGUAUCCCACGUAUUUCACUUUGCAGCAAACGUUAAAUUUAAUGAAACAUUGAAAGUGGCCAUGGACACCAACGUUGAAGGAACAAGAAGAGUGCUGAAUUUGUGUAAGCGCUUGAAAAAUAUCGAAGUUUUCGUAUACGUUUCAACGGCUUACUCUAACACAGAUAAUCAAGUUCUGGAAGAAAUUGUAUACCCAUCUCCUGCUUCAAUUGAUGAAAUAUACAGAAUUCUUGAUAAGGAAGUACCUAAUGAAGAUCAAGUUAAAAGAUUAAUUUGCGGCAGACCAAAUACUUAUACCUUCGCUAAAGCACUGGCGGAAAGUCUCGUGAAUAAAGAACAUGGUGAUGUUCCUACAAUAAUCAUCAGACCAUCUAUUGUAUCAGCAAGCAUGUGUGAACCACUGAUGGGAUGGCUGGAUAGCUGGUUCGGUGCAACGGCUCUCAUCGCUACCGUAGCAAAAGGUCUUAAUCGUAUUCUUCUUAGUAAGACCACCAACAUUUUAGACCUUAUUCCUGUUGACUAUGUAUCCAACCUCGCCGUUGUGGCAGCUGCCAAAUGCCAAAGAUCAAAAGAAGUAACUGUCUACAACUGUUGUACCAGUGACGCAAAUCCACUCACAAUUGGUGAGCUUUAUAGGCUUAUUACGGAAGACAGCGUGAAACACAAUUUCCAUGAAAUAAUCUGCCCAACAUUGUUAUUUACACAGUCAAAAUGGUUGUUAAACAUUGUAACAUUAAUCAUGCAAACGAUACCAGCUUUCAUUGGUGAUUGCUGGCUACGUUUAAUGGGAAAGCCACCCAGGUUCAUGAAGAUGCAGGCAAGGAUAGCACUUAUAUGUAGUACUCUACAGUACUUCACCUCGCAUUCCUGGCAAAUGAAGUGUCAACGCACUCGUGAUCUGUUUUCUUCAUUGUCGGUUUCAGAUCGCCUCGAGUUUCCUUUUGAUCCAACACACAUUGAAUGGGACAAGUUUAUACCAAUCUAUUGUAUGGGUAUUCGAAAGUUCUUAUUGAAAGAAUCUUAA
Molecule: messenger RNA, 1365 nt
Organism: Parnassius mnemosyne (clouded apollo)
Lineage: Eukaryota; Metazoa; Arthropoda; Insecta; Lepidoptera; Papilionidae
Source: the annotation of a GenBank genome assembly